AUGGAAGAAGAACGCAAGCCAGGUUGUCAGCUAAGGAGACGACGCUGUUUCGCCAAUCCCAAUAUGGCGUUGCACUUCGACACUGGUUAUGCCAUCACCGAAGGUUGCAGCAGUAGUCAAGGCACUCCUUCACCCAGUUAUGUUAAGCUGACGCCCAGCACAGCGCCGAGUUCCGCCAGGCUUUUACAAGAAUUCAAGAAUAGGCAACAGUCAUUUGAUAUUCAGGUAGAGGACUGCGAAGAAAUCGAAAUAAUAAUAGAAAGCGAUGAGGAAGGCGCCGACGACGGUGAGGAUAACGCAAGCGCAGUAACGCCGAACCGACCCGUCACGCCCACGCCAGUGCAAGACUUCGGCACCAGCGUCGUAUAUACGGAAGGACCACAAGCAUCUGACUUUUUGAAAGUCAAAGUAAUAGAACAAGAUUGCUACACCGACGUAUCCGACGCAGGUUCUGAAGACGAAGAUGAUGUAGAAGAUAUAGAUGAUGUACCAGAAAAAUUAGAUAAUUAAAAAUCUAAGACAAACCUAUAAAAUAAUAUAUUUUUACACUCGGGAAUUCGUAGUGGAAACUGACUUGUGAAUAGGAAACUGGUUCUCUAUGAUGAUCGUAACUUACUCGUUACUAACUGCUAUUGUAACAUCAACUGAGGUAGUUCUUAUAUGAAAAUCUGUCAAAAUUGACAUCACAAAAUGGAUUUCGCGCCGAGCACGAUUUCAAUGAGCAUCAGAUAGUAACGAUAUAUGUUUGACACACGUUUGACAGCUACAGUAUGACGAUCGCAAUCUGACUGGCCGCCAUUCAGUAUUGACUAGAUAGCACACAGUACAGUAACUAUAACAGUAACUGCGAUUUUCGCAAUGUGAUCCACGUUAGCCUCCCCAGAUAAGAUCUUAAAAGUAGGUAAAUGUGAGUUGUGCCCUAAAAGAGUAGGUACUGUCGUUGUAACUCAAUUAGUUAUGUAAAACAUGAAAAGACAUAUUGUUACAAACAAGAGAAUUAGGACACAUAAGCUACGGAAAUCUUAUAAUUUACUUAGCAGAUUAAAAUUAGCAUGUUUCGCCUACAGAGCUUUAUACGUAUCAAUCGUUGACGUAUGAUGUACUAGUCAUAUUAAUGUAAUGUUAUUGUAAUUUAACCAUCCUAAAGAUCAAUAAAUUUCAUUUAUAUA
Molecule: messenger RNA, 1169 nt
Organism: Maniola jurtina (meadow brown)
Lineage: Eukaryota; Metazoa; Arthropoda; Insecta; Lepidoptera; Nymphalidae
Exons: 3
Coding region: 1-510 (169 amino acids)
Source: RefSeq, a predicted model, not a curated record